Messenger RNA from Penicillium concentricum, 996 nucleotides. Its product is annotated as fungal specific transcription factor domain-containing protein. The coding region runs from base 1 to 996 and encodes 331 amino acids. The record is from RefSeq and is a predicted model, not a curated record. The transcript has 3 exons. Lineage: Eukaryota; Fungi; Ascomycota; Eurotiomycetes; Eurotiales; Aspergillaceae.
AUGGUCGCGGCCUAUUCAAUGGACAAAGUGCUUGCCACCUUCCUAGGUCGCCCGCCGCUCAUCAGCUGGCGCUACUGUGAUAUCCAAAUGCCACUUGACUUGAGCGUUGAGGAAAUAUUCGCCGAUUCAGUCGUUCGUAAUGCGGCAAUCGCUCGACUGGAUGAGAAGACUGGAUGGAAUCUAGAAUCAAGCUUGACAAAGGGCACGUGGCCACGAAUUGCCUUGAUCACUAGCGUACUCCGUGAGAAGGUCUUGGAAAUUUCACUAAGUUGCCAGCUCGAGAAUCUCAGUGAAAGAGUCGAACAGCUUUCACGCGAAUCCCGCCAAUUACGACAGGGACUGCCAGAAUUCCUUCAUUGGAAACCUGAUACUGAUGGGGCGGUUCUGUCCAGAGUAGAAUACGAUCUCCUUUUCGAGAUUCAUGUAGAGUUUCUCCACAACGAUUUCCUGCUUUACCGAACCCUCGGUAAACGCACCCAGACACAGCCUGAGGCAAUUAUUGGCAUCGCUCGAGAUAUACUCAAAGCAUUGGUCACUAUGAUUUCCGAGAAGACUCGCUCUAGACAGCCCAUCAAAGACAUUGCGUUUAAUGUGUGCUUACCGGGACUACCUUCUGCCGGUGUUCUCUGUGCAGAAUUACUGCGUCGAUCCCGAUCGACAGCGACAAGCUCUUUUCUGGGCUUUCCUCGCUCAGAGAUCAUUCAAAAUUUGACCCUUUUCGCAGCAUAUCUGGACACCAUCAUUAACCCUAAUGAUGGUAACUACCGUGUCGCACAGCAAGGCCAGAAGGCAAUCCGCCAUGUCUUAGACCAAGUCCUCUCCGUCGAAGGACUAGCCUCUGUCGUAGAAGACACUGGAACGAGUGACAAAUUGAUCGAUGAUGCGAGCUUGCUUGGCGGAGUAAAUUUCGACGAUCAUGACUUAUUUCUUGGUUGGCUUGAUGGCAAUAUCCAACACAUGUCCGACUCUUGGCUGGGAUGGGUUAAUUUCACCUGA